Messenger RNA from Aureobasidium subglaciale EXF-2481, 1673 nucleotides. RefSeq lists its product as uncharacterized. The record is from RefSeq and is a predicted model, not a curated record. The transcript has a single exon. Bases 333 to 1232 code for a protein of 299 amino acids. NCBI's taxonomy places the organism in Eukaryota, Fungi, Ascomycota, Dothideomycetes, Dothideales, Saccotheciaceae.
GCGAAGCCAUCUCGACCGCUUUUGGUGAGACACGGGGAACCAGAAGGAGUCUGACCUGUCACCUGUGGUCGAAAUCAUGACAGUUGCGGCUGCGACCGUUGCAUGACCGAAUGGAGGGCUUGGUAGAUAAGCUGGGUCCGCCCAUGUCUUGCGACACAUUGGUUGCAAAAACUACUUGCAUACGGCCACACGUAAGCUCUGCGUCUGAUAGAUCAAUGCGCCUUUGAUCCCUCGCUCAGGCGCCCUCUCGACUCUCCGACUCAGCCGACUCCGACCUGAAGACAGCUUGUUACGCAUCGCCUCUCCGUCCGGAACAUCAAUCGCAAGACACAAUGGUCCUCUGGAAACGAAGCAUAUACUCGGUCGUGACACCGCUACCUCCCACCGUGAGCCGGGAGACAGCCGUCGCGAUGCUACACUCACACAGCGAGAUGAUCGAGCUGAACCCUUUGGUCAUUCGCCACGAGAAAUGCAAACCUCCUUCCACCGCACCAGCCGACGAGUUCCACGCAAUUUGGUACGAGCUCACGGAUCGCAUCACAUAUCUUCCUGGCCUCAAAGGCCAAGUCAGUUACAAGGCCUGCUUCCACGAUUUACCACGCGCUCUGCAAACUCAUGUCUACGCUCCUGCUGGUCUCGAGAUUAAAGAGAAAUGGAGCAUUGGCGGCAACGAACCUGGGGAAGAGCGCGAAGUCAUUGAACUUGGACACGGCCAUCUGGGCAUACCUCGAGAAGGACUAUAUCUACGCGAAGAUAUUGACAUGAGCUGCAACAUCUUCCUCACGAGCUUUGUCAAGAAGACUCUGAACAAGGCCCACAAUGUUCUCGUUCAGCGACUGGUCGUCAAGGCAGAUCUGGCAGACGACAAGAAAGUCCGAGACAAUUAUCGUCGUGGUUCGGUUCUCACAGGAACCAGCACGGCCAGCGGUCUCACUACAGGAACCAGUGCGGCCAGCAACCUCACAGUCACCUCGCCACGCACAUCUCUCAUGCACAGUCGAAGCCGCGGGAGCAUGGCAGAUCCGGAAAUCCGAAGUCCCAGCAGUAUGAGCGACCAUAGCUUUGCAGAAAGCACAACAUCAGCACCAACGAUACGUGGCGACAAUGCUGGAAGUCAGCCACUGCAAAGUAUCGCCGAGCUUGAGGCCAAUGAGAAACUCUGCGAUGCGAGAGGUGCGGUCUUCUCGAGUCAGCUUCAGCUUCCGCUAGCUUCCCCAGUCGAGAUGCCUUGACUGACGCUCCAUGACUGGGAAGCCAAGAGAGGGCCCCGAUCUCCCUUUAUCGUCUUGCGUAGGCUGAUUUCUGCUUCUUGUGCGAUUACUCUUCUUCUUUUUGUGAAUAUGGCUUACUAUCCUUUACUUGCUCGAUAUCCCAUGUUAUGUAUUUUCGUUUUGGAUGGAUACUUUCCCAAUUAAUCAAAGUCUUCGAUUCAGCUCCUGGUGUCAUGCCUACCAUGGCCACAAUCUAUUUUAACCUGUAGUGAUACGCAAAUGACCUUGAGAAACAAGAUAUACGUCCCUCGGGAGAUGGGACAAUUCGGGGGAAGCGCAGGAGAUAGACUUCGAAGGCGUGCAAAGCAUUUAUAAAGUAGCCCAAGACCGCGUCCCUUGCAUCAGUAUACUUCAGACUAAUAGCUUCCACAGACUCUCACAAAUCAUCAAGUUAAAAACGAC